AUGCAGCAAUUCUUCCUUACGCUCCUAGCCUCCACGCUGGCUGCGCCAACUUCCGUCGCAGCCGUCACGAACUGGGACCAGGCAUAUACGCAAGCAAAAACCGCCCUCGAUAAGCUCAGCCGAUCCGAAAAAGUUGGAAUCGUGACCGGUGUGACCUGGGAAGGCGGUCCCUGUGUCGGCAACACCUACGCCCCCAACUCAAUUGACUACCCCUCGCUCUGUCUCCAAGAUGGACCCCUUGGUAUUCGGUUCGCGAACCCGGUUACCGCUUUCCCCGCGGGCAUCAAUGCAGGAGCGACGUGGGAUCGCAGCCUGAUGCACGCCCGUGGGGUUGCAAUGGGCGCGGAGGCCAAGGGCUUGGGUGUUCACGUGCAGCUGGGCCCGGCGACGGGUCCGCUAGGGAAGAACCCCGACGGCGGCAGAAACUGGGAGGGUUUCUCCGUCGACCCUUACCUCACCGGUGUGGGGAUGGAGGAAACCAUUCUCGGCAUGCAGGAAUCUGGGGUCCAGGCCUGUGCCAAGCAUUGGCUUGGUAAUGAGCAGGAACAUUACCGUGAGACAAUUAGCUCGAACAUGCCUGACCGUGCCACACAUGAGCUGUAUGCUUGGCCGUUCAUGGAUGCCAUCAAGGCUAACGUUGCCUCCGUGAUGUGCUCCUACAACAAGGUGAAUGGAAGUUGGGGGUGUGAGAGCGAUGCGAUUUUGAACAAGCUGUUGAAAGAAGAGUUGGGCUUUCCCGGACAUGUCCUGUCUGAUUGGAACGCGCAACAUACUACCAUCAACAGCGCUGUUUCGGGACUCGAUAUGACCAUGCCGGGAAGUGACUUCAACUCUCCGCGGGGCAACAUUUUCUGGGGUAAGAACCUUGAGGCUGCAGUUGCCAACGGUAGCGUGCCUGAGUCCCGUCUCAAUGAUAUGGUCACUCGCAUCCUGGCUGGGUGGUACCUUGUCGGACAGGAUCAGGGUUACCCGGAUGUAGCAUUCAGCUCGUGGGACGGUGGUAAGGCCAACGUUGACGUGACGGAGGACCAUGGCUCGAUCGCACGUACUGUCGCUCGAGAUUCAAUUGUUUUGCUCAAGAAUGACGAUGAGGUGCUCCCCUUGAAAGCGCCCAGCAGCUUGGCUAUCAUCGGCCAAGAUGCGAUUGUAAACCCCGACGGAGCCAAUGCCUGCAGCGACCGUGGUUGCAACAAGGGCACGUUGGCCAUGGGUUGGGGAAGUGGAACUUCUGAAUUUCCUUAUCUUAUCGCCCCUCUCGAUGCUAUUAAGGAGCAAGCCGCUCAAGAUGGGACGACGAUCAUUCGUAGUACUACGGACGACACCGCUGCUGCUGCCUCUGCUGCAGCUCAAGCCGACACGGCAAUUGUGUUCAUCACUUCCGAUGCGGGUGAGGGAUACAUCACCGUCGAAGGCCACGCCGGAGAUCGUAACCAUCUCAACCCAUGGCACAACGGCAACGAGCUUGUCAAAGCGGCAGCCGAUGCUAGUGAAAAUGUGAUCGUUGUCGUCCACAGCGUCGGGCCAAUCCUCUUGGAGACAAUCCUGGAGCAACCUUCAGUCAAGGCUAUUGUCUGGGCCGGUCUACCUGGCCAGGAGAGUGGAAAUGCCUUCGUCGACGUUCUCUAUGGUGACACUUCCCCAAGCGGCAAAUUGCCCUACACCAUUGCCAAGGCGUUCGACGACUAUGGUGCUCGCUGGAUCGAUGGCCUAAAUGAUGAAUUCACUGAGGACAUCUUUGUUGACUACCGCCAUUUCGAUCAGAACGACAUCGAGCCACGCUAUGAAUUCGGUUUUGGUCUAUCUUACACAACAUUUGAAUAUGACAACUUGGCCGUGAGCGUCUUCGCCACGUCAGGCCCCGCUACAGGGGAGAUCAUCCCCGGAGGUCCAGCCGACCUGUUUGAGUCCGUCGGCACGGUCUCCGUCAUUGUGACCAAUGACGGCGAAACUGACGGCGCGGAAGUUGCUCAAUUAUAUCUGGGUCUGCCAGACUCAGCACCCACCACUCCCCCGAAGCAACUCAGAGGAUUUGACAAGCUCGAACUCAGCCCGGGGCAAUCGGCUCAAGCUAGCUUUGAGCUAACUAGACGCGACCUGAGCUACUGGGAUGUGGCUCUGCAGAAGUGGGUGGUUCCCAGUGGAGAGUUCACGGUGUAUGUGGGCAGCUCUAGUCGGGAUAUCCGUGAGGAAGAUACGUUUACUAUCGAGUAG
Molecule: messenger RNA, 2211 nt
Organism: Aspergillus melleus
Lineage: Eukaryota; Fungi; Ascomycota; Eurotiomycetes; Eurotiales; Aspergillaceae
Product: beta-glucosidase
Exons: 3
Coding region: 1-2211 (736 amino acids)
Biological process (GO): glucan catabolic process
Molecular function (GO): beta-glucosidase activity
Source: RefSeq, a predicted model, not a curated record